Molecule: messenger RNA, 2111 nt
Organism: Saccostrea echinata
Lineage: Eukaryota; Metazoa; Mollusca; Bivalvia; Ostreida; Ostreidae
Product: leucine-rich repeat-containing protein 74A-like
Exons: 11
Coding region: 16-1929 (637 amino acids)
Molecular function (GO): protein binding; calcium ion binding
Source: RefSeq, a predicted model, not a curated record
UAAAAAGAAGUGACAAUGCCGAGCGCAGGGGAUGGUUCGGUUAAAUCGGGAACACCGCGAAGGAAUUCAACCAAAAGCAAAACUCCAAUACAAUCCGAUGAUCUUCCACUUGUUCUUCCGUCUCAUAGUAGGUCUGAAAGUCCAGACAGUCGAGUAUCGUCUGCUCGUAGCAGACGGACGGAUCCCGCAGGUCUCAUUACAGAUUUAACUCGCUUAAAAGAAAUCACACAUGAUGAAAGAAUUCAAAGCCCCACAUACAGAAAACUUUUGGGUGAUUUUGGUCCCGAGGAACUUCCGGAAACUGCUUUUCAUGUUGAACAAGAAGGAAUCGAACCAAGGGACACUGUGUUCUUUGGGGGCGAUAUUGAGGGUCAGAUUAAGGAAGAUGAGGAUGAAAUUGAGGAAAUUGAGGACGACCUUGAUGAGGAGUUCGGUGAGGACCUUGACAACAUCUCCUCCAUUGGUUCAGACGAGGAGGCACGUGCUGCAGAGUAUGACACGGAUUUGGAAGUGGACGCAGAUAAAUUGAUCUUCCCAGAGAAAUAUGAGCACGACACUACUGGAAAAUCUGUAUAUCUAAAGAAAUGUGAAGAAAUCGGUGUUCAGCCCAUUACAUAUUUUAUAAACCACAUGCAAGACACCCAACUUGUCAUGAAGCAUCAUAGUCUUGGUCCCCAAGGAAUGAAAGCCAUAGCCAAACCACUAGAGGUUAAUACAGUUAUAGAGAAAAUUGACCUUGAAGGGAAUUAUAUCCUGGGAGAGGGCGCCAUUUACCUGACGAAGGUCCUCAGGGAAAACGUAUACGUCACAGAACUGAUAUUAUGUGAUAACAAAAUCGGUAACGAUGGAGCGCAGGCACUGUGUGAACUUUUGUCCGAAAAUAAAACAAUCAUCCACUUGAACUUAACAGGCAAUGAUAUCGAGGAUUCUGCAGCUGAAGCAUUCUAUGAGAUGUUAACGAGAAAUGCCUCGAUCAAGACGCUAAUGCUUCGCCACAAUAAGUUUGAAGACGUGGGAGCUCAAUGGUUCCACGAUUCCAUGAAUGAGAAUGUCACUUUAGAGACAUUAGAUCUAAGUUUUAACAGAUUCCAAAACAAAGGUUGUGUUCUCCUUGCACAAGCUCUCAAGGAUAAUGUUGGGCUGAAGUAUCUAGACAUUAGUAUGAAUGGUUUUGGUCUAGAGGGUGCUAGAGCUCUAGAGGGCGCUCUUAAAGAAAACAAGUACCUUACAGAUCUUAAUAUUAGUUACUGUCGUAUCCCGGAUGAGGCCGCCGUCCAUAUUGCAGGUGGUCUGCAGCAUAACGACACACUGGAAAAACUCAACAUUGGAUAUAAUCCUCUUCAAGAAGAUGGAGCGGACAAAAUUUUGACUGCUGUUCAUGUAAAUCAAAGCAGUGUUUUGAAACUCCUAGACUUUGGUAUCCUCAUGGUGAAAAAAUCGUUCAAAGAGCUUGAAGGACAGUUGGCGGAGGAGAGGGGGUUAAAAACAAUCUAUGGUGGGGUGUUACCAGAUUGUCCACGCACAAAACUCCGAGGGGAAAUUGACGCCAUGAAAUUAUUUAUGAGAGAUCCUAUGGCCAAGCUAAAAGCUUACGUAGAGAAAGAGGGGUAUCGAAUGGUCGAUCUUCUGAAAUCUUUCGAUAGAGAUCAAAGUUUUACCAUAUCACUGGAGGAACUGAAAGAGGGUGUUAGGAGGUGUAACAUUGACCUCACUGACCCCCAGAUUUCCCAGCUGAUGAAACAACUUGACAAGGAUGGCAAUGGUGAAAUAGACUUCAGUGAACUUCUACAAGGAAAUGAUGAGUUGAUUUUGAAGAAAAGAGCGGUAAAGAAAUUUAUGCAGGCAAACGAUCAAAAGAAAUCAUUAGAAGAAACUCAUGCCGACUCCAAAGCGGAACCAAAAUCCUAUAUGUCAAUGUUGGACAGCUGAUCAUCUUGCAGAGAAUUCUUGUUGAAAUACAUUUAUCAACAGUCUUUUUUUAAGUUCUGUAAGGAAAACAAAGGAUUGAAUCAACUACUGAAAUUUUUACAGAAGGAAAUAUUUGUGCUUCACAUGAAUUUUGCAUGAGCAGUUUCAGAAAAAGUGUCCUUUCCCUUGGAAUAUGCAGGAAA